Messenger RNA from Colletotrichum godetiae, 1155 nucleotides. RefSeq lists its product as uncharacterized. The transcript has 2 exons. The record is from RefSeq and is a predicted model, not a curated record. Lineage: Eukaryota; Fungi; Ascomycota; Sordariomycetes; Glomerellales; Glomerellaceae. Bases 122 to 1099 code for a protein of 325 amino acids.
UGCCUUAUCCCUGGCCGCUAGCGUCUACGGCUGGUUCGCGACAACGCCGAGGACAACUCACACCAUCUCCAUCGUGGGAAGAGUCCUGCCCAUCAUUCUCACUAGUAUCACCGUCGGCCUGAUGCAUUCCCCGCCAGCCCAGGAAUCGUUCCUGGUGUACAUGUUUGUUGCCAAUACACAAUUCGUCCUCAGCCUCUUUGGGAGUGCUGUGCUGCUGCUCAUGAUCCUUUUGAAAUACGUCCACUCACGACGGAACCUCACCAGUUGGAACGUGCUAUACGGGAACGCGGACAUUGACUCCUCGCUUCCUAGUAGCAAGGCGCGGUCCGUCUGGCUGGGAAGUGGUUCAAGCCGAGGCGGGCGAAGUCGAGCAUACAGCGGUGCCGGCACCAACAACACAUAUGACAGUUGGUUGGUGAUUCGACUAUCGAUCGCCUUCGCGGUGCUUUGUGUGUUCGAGUACACAAAUGUGAUACCUCGCAUCGCCGCCGCAAGCCACACCAUCGAUACCGCCGAUAACCUGGAGCCCGACCUCAGCGUGAAGCGGGCACGAUCCAGUAUCAGGGGUUACGUGGCCGGCGUGACACCGAGCCUGGUCGCAUUUCUCGUCUUUGGGACGACCAAGACGUUUCAACGCAAAAUUCACGACACCUUUAUGCUAAAGGGACUUUCGCGGAGGAAUAGACACAAACAAAACCUGUCCCUCUCUUUGGGAGACUCUGCCGCCGCGUCUCCACCCCAUCCACCAGCUCGACGCCCGCAGCAAGUAGACGAGUUCUCCCUGGCCGACAUGAGCCCAAAGUUUCUCCAGAGCGGCAACUACAGCCCCCAGUUUCCCACUGGUGGCAACCUUAGCCCAAGGCUACCGUACGGAAGUCAUGAAAGCAUAAGUCCUGAAUCGAUUCUCGGCUCGCCAAGGGGUGUGCCCCCGCCUAGGGCUCACAUCAACCCGGCUGGACAGUUUGUGAGCCAGGGGGUCGGCGCUCCCCAUCUGCGGACGCCCAGCGUUGGUUCCAAUCCGAGUCUGCAGUCAAAGUUUUCAGUGUACGGCCGGCCUGAAGCACGGGUCAAGGCUCUUCCUCGGACACCAUACGACUAAAAGCCGGUUGGAGGACUGGAGGGGUCCCUGCCAUUCUCGAGGUUUUUUUUCUUCUU